AUGUUGCAACUGCUACUUCUCAGUAUCUUCCUUCCGAUAUUCUCGGGACAGCAGUUGAGUCUAUGUAGCAGUGCUACUUGGACCACAUAUAACGGAAACGAAUACUGUGCAUUUACCGGUUAUGCAACAUACGCUGCCGCAACAGUUCUUUGCAAAAAGUUCAACAGUAAUGUAGUCUCGCUGUUGUCACAAGCAGAACAGAACUUUAUCGACAGUAGAUAUACUAGUCCGAAAAAGGCAUACUGGAUUGGGCUAGAAAAAAGCGGAUCUACGUGGGAGUGGGCUGACCGCAACGCCUACUCGUACAACAACUUCAGGACAACUCAGGCAACGCCAGACGAACAAUGUGUGAUGGUUGGCGCUAACAAUCCAGUUGACUCUUUCUGGGAUAUUAAAAAUUGUAACUUCCACAGAAUGGACCAGAUAGUGGUCUGCAAGAAGAGCGGCUCAGCUCCAAAAGGUUGUACCAGCGACAGUCAAUGCAGUGUUUACGAAUUAUGCCAAAAUGGACAAUGCUUGACACAUGGAAACAAGCAAUGCCAGGCAGAUACUGACUGCUCAACUGGAGAAACGUGUCGAUAUGGAUACUGUGGCUUCCCAGCUGGGAAAGCUUGCACUGCGGACGGAGAGUGUGGAAUAACAGAGCUGUGUCAGAAUGGUCAAUGUUUGCCGUAUGGAAGCACUCCGGGUUCGUCUCCACAGCAACAAAAAUGUGCUGACGAUGGGGAAUGUGACCCAACGACAUUAUGCCAAAGUGGCACGUGUUUGCCGCCGACUGCUGAGUGUCCAAAUGGGAACGAGUGUCAAGCUACAGAGGAGUGUCGUUUUGGCUUUUGUGCUUUACGUGAGCAGUUUUUGACUGUUGCUGCUGCUGGUGGUGGUGGUGGUGGUGGUGGUGCCGGCGGAAAUCCUGGCCCUUAG
Molecule: messenger RNA, 921 nt
Organism: Enterobius vermicularis (human pinworm)
Lineage: Eukaryota; Metazoa; Nematoda; Chromadorea; Rhabditida; Oxyuridae
Source: the annotation of a GenBank genome assembly